AUGGAGCGGGGGCUGUGCGCCUUCGGGGACCCCAAGGUCGAACUUCAUGUCCACCUGGAUGGAGCCAUUAGACCAGAAACAAUCUUGCACUUUGGCAGGAAAAGAGGGGUUCCUCUCCCUGGAAGCACUGUUGACGACCUCCUGAAGCAUGUCAGCUACAAAACACCACUGACACUUACCCAGUUUCUAGAAAAGUUUAACCACUACAUGCCUGCUAUUGCGGGGGACCGCGAGGCGGUGAGGAGGAUCGCCUACGAGCUCGUGGAAACGAAAGCAAAAGAAGGCGUCAUCUACGUGGAGGUCCGGUACAGCCCUCACCUCCUGGCCAACUGCCGCGUGGAUCCCAUCCCCUGGGGCCAAACCGAGGGAGACCUCACUCCAGACGAAGUCGUUAACCUCGUAAAUCAGGGACUACAGGAUGGAGAAAGGGAUUUCCGCAUCAAAGCCAGGUCUAUUCUAUGCUGCAUGCGCCAUAUGCCAAGCUGGUCUCCGGAGGUGGUGGAGCUCUGCAAGAAGUAUCGAAACAACUCUGUGGUGGCCAUCGACCUGGCUGGGGAUGAGUCCCUGAAGGUGGAGAACUCCUCCGAGCAUAGGAAGGCUUACGAGGAAGCUGAAAGAUGCGGGAUUCAUCGUACCGUCCAUGCUGGGGAGGCCGGCCCGCCUGCCAGGAUCAAGGAGGCAGUUUAUCUCCUGAAGGCUGAGCGCAUUGGCCAUGGCUACCAUGUCCUGGAGGACCCCGACCUCUACAAGGAGCUGCUGAGAGCAAAGAUGCAUUUUGAGGUCUGCCCUUGGUCCAGCUAUCUCACUGGAGCAUGUCUUCCGGACUUUGGGAAACACCCAGUAGCACAAUUUAGGAAGGAUCGCGCUAACUAUUCCAUAAACACGGAUGACCCCCUCAUCUUUAACUCCAAUAUCGACAAGGAUUACAGCAUAGUGAAGGACUACAUGGGCUUCACUGAAGAGGAGUUCAAGAGAGUGAACAUCAACGCAGCUCAGUCCAGCUUCUUACCUGAGAAGGAGAAGCAGGAACUGCUGAACACGCUGUAUGAAGCCUAUGGGAUGGUCCCCAACGCAUCGUGA
Molecule: messenger RNA, 1080 nt
Organism: Nipponia nippon (crested ibis)
Lineage: Eukaryota; Metazoa; Chordata; Aves; Pelecaniformes; Threskiornithidae
Gene: ADA
Product: adenosine deaminase
Biological process (GO): inosine biosynthetic process; adenosine catabolic process; T cell activation
Cellular component (GO): external side of plasma membrane; cytosol
Molecular function (GO): adenosine deaminase activity
Source: RefSeq, a predicted model, not a curated record